AUUUUUAAAUGCUUUUCACAGAAAUUAUUGACCCCAAAACUUUUGGCAGUUCAUUGUUUUGUGGUGUCACCGCCGGUGUAAGCGGAACGAGUGCGCACGCCAUUCUGUCUUCCGCAAAGACGAGCUAAAAAUGCCUUCCGAUCCUUGGAUGAGCAAACAUGACAGCUGUGCCAAGUUGGGCCAUGAACUCUUUGUUGAACUCAACAAAAGAGAUAAACAUCCACGAACAAGUUCUGCUUACACUAAGCUCAACUCACAGAUCCGGACAUCUAUGAAGAAAUUCUCCAGUGAUGUUGCCCAGUUGAAACCAAUGCUUAUACAACACUCAGCCUCGCACAGACUAACACAGAGGGAGGUUGAACGACGUCAAAUUAUGAUUGAUGAACUCUCCAGUAAACAAAUGAAGCUGGAACUGGCAUUCCGCAAUGAAGGUGACAACAUCAGGCAGAACUUGAUGUCCAGCCCUCCCACAAGCCGUCCUGCUACAAACCCUUGGCUAGAUGAACCAGAAGAGUUCCAAAAUAUGGGUAACCAAAAUCUACGUACACACCAACAGAGAGUUAUUGCACAGCAAGAUGAAGGUCUUGAUGCAUUAUCACGUGUCAUUUCUCACCAAAAACAAAUGGCAGUGGACAUUGGCAAUGAAUGUGAUACACAGAAUGAAAUUAUCGAUGACAUAGGGGACCAUAUGGACAAAAUUAAUGAACGACUCAUUAAAGAGACAAGACACAUCAAAAUUGUUGACAAGAAGUCCAAUACUUGCUGUAAGUCAGAUUUCUUUUUGUUUUUCUGUAUAUUUGUGUUUAUGUUUGUGAAAUCAUAG
Octopus sinensis (East Asian common octopus) is the source of this 823-nucleotide messenger RNA. Its product is annotated as syntaxin-8. The coding region runs from base 131 to 823 and encodes 230 amino acids. The record is from RefSeq and is a predicted model, not a curated record. Lineage: Eukaryota; Metazoa; Mollusca; Cephalopoda; Octopoda; Octopodidae. Gene Ontology annotation, cellular component: endomembrane system; SNARE complex. Gene Ontology annotation, molecular function: SNARE binding; SNAP receptor activity. The transcript is spliced from 8 exons. Gene Ontology annotation, biological process: vesicle fusion; intracellular protein transport.